CUUACACUCCGUACUAUGCGCCGCGUCGAGUCAUCGAUCUUGCCCCGCCACUCCUGAUAACGGAAUAGUCAAUUAGAUGCACAACAGGAGCAACUUCAAAAAUUCCCCCCUCCUCACUCUCUAACGCGUCGCCAGCGCCAACCAUGGCAGUCAAGAAUCUCCCUUUCGACCUCUCGAAAUGCGCGAGACCCAAUAUUCUUCAAUUGCAGCCGUAUCGUUGCGCCAGAGAUGACUACAAAGACGAUGGGACGAAUAUCUUGCUAGAUGCGAAUGAAAACGCCUAUGGUCCAGGCCUCGUCUUAACUCCUGAUGGAAGGAUACAGGAGGGAUGGUCGGAGAAAUCGGUGACAAAUAGCGAGAAUGCAUCUUCUCCAGAUAUCGACUUCUUGGGCUUGAACCGAUAUCCAGAUCCUCAUCAAAUCGAACUCAAGCAGCUCCUUUGCAAUCUACGAAACACACACGUUCAUACUCAAAAGACAUUGACGCCAGACAGGCUUUUCGUCGGCGUUGGCUCAGAUGAAGUUAUCGAUGCCCUUCUCCGCUGUUUCUGCAAACCAGGUCAUGACCAGAUCCUCACCUGCCCCCCCACAUACGGCAUGUAUUCAGUCAGUGCGCAAGUAAACGACAUCAGCAUCGUCAAAGUCCCCCUUGACACAGCCAACAAUUUUUAUCUCCGCCCCGACGCCAUCAACGAAGUGCUAUCCUCGACUUCUUCCAUAAAAUUAGUCUACAUCUGCUCCCCCGGCAAUCCCACGGCAAGUCUAAUUCGCAAAGACGAUAUCCAGAAGGUCCUCGAACACCCGACAUGGAAUGGCGUGGUGGUGGUUGACGAAGCCUACAUCGACUUUGCGCCUGAGGGCUCAAGUCUCGCAGAGUGGGUGAUGGAGUGGCCAAACCUGGUUGUAAUGCAGACGUUAAGCAAAGCAUUCGGACUUGCGGGCAUCAGACUGGGUGUGGGGUUUACGAGCCCUGAAAUCGCGAGGUUGCUGAAUAGUUUGAAGGCCCCGUAUAACAUCUCCAGCCCUACCAGUGCGUUGGCAAAGGCUGCGCUAACACCGAAGAAUCUUGCGCUCAUGAAUAAGAACAAGGAGAAGAUACUGGUACAGCGGGAACGGAUACUUGCGGAGCUGCCUAAAGUUCCUGGAAUUGGAAAGUUUCUGGGCGGCGCGGAGUCGAAUUUCCUGCUCGUUGAGGUUCUUGACAUGCCAGCGGAACAGGGAGGGAAACCUUGCAAUGAUGUAGCGAUAGCAGUGUACAAGGCUCUUGCGGAGGCGAAAGGCGUUGUUGUCCGGUUUCGAGGGAAUGAGUAUGGCUGUACCGGAUGUCUAAGGAUCACUGUUGGGACGGAAGCAGAGGUAUCGAAAUUUUUGCGGGAGAUCCAGGCAGUUCUGUCUAAUAUUUACACCUCCAACGGGUUAAAAAUGAAAUAGGGGUUUUACUAUAGAUAUAGACUUUUUGCUAGCUAUCCAUAGUUCUUUUCCAUCUAUAAAUAAGCGAUGGGUGGUUGCAAUCAAAGGGCGUUUUAGUCCAAACGUUCAGUCCAAUAAACUCCUAGAUCCUUCGCACAUCAAAUCUAGUUCCAAAGAAAGGAUGGUCUUGCGGACAGACGGGAAUAGACGGUGUAAGCCACAAGAGUUUGUAAGAAAGAUAGGUAAACCUAUCCGCUGAAUAUAACGAUGGUGACACCAACACCACAUGUGAAAGUUACAUCUCAAAACAAGCCAAAGAGAUCCCAAUCCGGGGUAUAUUUGCCACAUCCUGAGAACUCCAAGAAAAUUAAAAAUAACCAGGGACUCAAAAAAAAAAAAAAAAAAGAAAAGA
Blastomyces gilchristii SLH14081 is the source of this 1821-nucleotide messenger RNA. Its product is annotated as histidinol-phosphate aminotransferase. The coding region runs from base 144 to 1430 and encodes 428 amino acids. The transcript is spliced from 3 exons. Gene Ontology annotation, biological process: L-histidine biosynthetic process. NCBI's taxonomy places the organism in Eukaryota, Fungi, Ascomycota, Eurotiomycetes, Onygenales, Ajellomycetaceae. The record is from RefSeq and is a predicted model, not a curated record. Gene Ontology annotation, molecular function: pyridoxal phosphate binding; L-histidinol-phosphate:2-oxoglutarate transaminase activity.